Molecule: messenger RNA, 3077 nt
Organism: Balaenoptera acutorostrata (minke whale)
Lineage: Eukaryota; Metazoa; Chordata; Mammalia; Artiodactyla; Balaenopteridae
Gene: ATG16L2
Product: autophagy related 16 like 2
Exons: 18
Coding region: 53-1909 (618 amino acids)
Biological process (GO): autophagosome assembly; negative stranded viral RNA replication
Cellular component (GO): autophagosome membrane
Molecular function (GO): protein binding
Source: RefSeq, a predicted model, not a curated record
CCGCGCCUCCUGCGGCGGGGGGAGCGCGCGGUGCAGGCGGGAGAGGGCGGCCAUGGCGGGGCCCAGCGACCCCGGCGUCCCCGCCGCCCGCUGGAAACGUCACAUCGUGCGGCAGCUUCGACAGCGAGACCGAACGCAAAAGGCCCUCUUCCUGGAGCUGGUGCCGGCCUAUAACCGUCUCAUAGAGAAAGCGGAGCUGCUGGCCCAGUUCUCAGAGAAGCUGCAGCCAGAGCCCACCCAUGUUACUCGGGCUCUCCUCCAGGGCCCCUGGGAGGAGGAGUCAGGGCCUGACUCAGACCGAGUCCCAUCACCAGCAGCUCUGAGGGUGAAGUGGCAAGAGGAGGAGGAGGGUCUCCGGUUGGUGUGUGGAGAGAUGGCCUACCAGGUGGUGGAAAAGAGCGCGGCCCUGGGCACCCUGGAAUCACAGCUGGAGGAGCGGCAAAGCAGGCUGGCAGCUCUGGAGGCCCGCGUAGCGCAGCUGCAGGAGGCGCGGGAGAAGGAGGCGGGACAGGUGGGUGCGCGGCGCGCGCUGAACGCGGCACAGCGGGCGGCCUAUGAGGCGCUGCGCGUGCAUGUCGGGCACCAGGAGGCGGCUCUGCGCAGGCUCGAGGAGGAGGCACGCGACCUGCUGGAUCGGCUGGUGCGGCGCAAGGCGCGCGCCGCAGCCGAGCGCAACCUGCGCAACGAGCGCCGCGAGAGGGCCAAGCAGGCGCGGGUGUCCCAGGAGCUGAAGAAGGCAGCCAAGCGGACAGUGAGCAUAAGCGAGAGUCCAGACACAUUAGGCGAUGGGAUCAGAGAGGAAGCAGACACUCUGGCUCUGGCAGCUGAGCCACUGGAGAGUGAGGAUGGUGAGAAAUGGAAGAGACCCUUCAGGUCUGCCUCCGCCACCUCCCUGACGUUGUCCCGCUGUGUGGAUGUGGUGAAGGGGCUUCUGGAUUUCAAGAAGAGGAGAGGCCACUCAAUUGGGGGAGCCCCUGAGCAGCGAUACCAGAGCAUCCCUGUGUGCGUGGCCGCCCGACUUCCCACCCGAGCUCAGGAUGUGCUGGAUGCCCACCUCUCCGAGGUCAAUGCUGUUCGUUUUGGCCCCAGUAGCAGCCUCCUGGCCACCGGAGGGGCUGACCGCCUCAUCCUCCUCUGGAAUGUCGUGGGAGGGCGCCUGGAGGCCAACCAGACCCUUGAAGGAGCUGGCGGCAGCAUCACCAGUGUGGACUUUGACCCCUCGGGCUCCCAGGUACUGGCAGCUACUUACAAUAAGGCCGCCCAGCUUUGGAAGGUUGGGGAGGCACAGUCCAAGGAGACACUAUCUGGACACACAGACAAGGUGACGGCUGCCAAAUUCAAGCUAACGAGGCAUCAGGCGGUGACCGGGAGCCGGGACCGGACAGUGAAGGAGUGGGACCUCGGCCGAGCCUACUGUUCCAGGACCAUCAAUGUCCUUUCCUACUGUAACGAUGUGGUGUGUGGGGACCAUGUCAUCAUUAGUGGUCACAAUGACCAGAAGAUCCGGUUCUGGGACAGCAGGGGACCCCGCUGCACCCAGGUCAUCCCUGUGCAGGGCCGGGUCACCUCCCUGAGCCUCAGCCACGACCAGCUGCAUCUGCUCAGCUGUUCCCGAGAUGACACGCUCAAGGUCAUCGACCUGCGUGUCAGCAAUAUCCGCCAGGUGUUCAGGGCUGAUGGCUUCAGGUGCGGUUCUGACUGGACCAAAGCUGUGUUCAGCCCAGACAGAAGCUACGCACUGGCAGGUUCCUGGGAUGGAGCCCUUUACAUCUGGGACGUAGACACUGGGAAACUGGAGAGUAGCCUUCGGGGACCCCAUUGCGCUGCCGUCAAUGCCGUGGCCUGGUGCUACUCUGGGAGCCACGUGGUGAGCGUGGACCAGGCCAGGAAGGUUGUGCUCUGGCACUAGUGCCACGACUCUCCUGCCUGAGCUGGAGCUCUAGUCCAAAGCCUGAAGCCGGAGGACAGCUUCCCACUGCCCCAGAGGCUCCAGGGCCAGUAGGGGUGCAGGGAUGGGGGUGGCAUUUAGUGGGUAAGAAGGCCUGGCAGGACCUGGCCUGUUUGUUUGUUUAAAAACAAAGUGUGGGUUGGGGGGGAUUACUGUAUUGUUUUGUUUUUUAUCUCUGUUUCCUCACUUUCUCUGGGAAAAGUGGAAAAAAAUUACAUUUAAACUGGUGUCUGCUUGCCUGUUUGCAGCAUUCAGGGAACAAGGAAGCCUUUGGGUGGAGGCUCAAGGAGACCCAGGCUUGGCUCCCUUUCCUCCUCCCGCACAGAGCUGGGCAGAGCUGGCCCGCCUUCUGUGCUGACAGCUUGAAGAAAGGCCCAGAGGCAGCAAAGGGCAGUGGCUUUUUGAGCAGUAGAAAUUUCACCCUCGGUCUAAGCUGGUCCUGGUCCUUGGGCCCUUCUGUUUCAGGCACCCAGGGUAGACCGAGGCUGAGGAGGGGCCGUGUGAAUUCUGAGGAGGGAGCAGGGGAGACAGCCGAGAGGGGCCCUGUGGAAAGGAUCCUGAAAAACGAGAGUGAUGUCAGGUAUUCGGUACAAGAGGCCUGCCUUUAGACUGGGGCCACGUUCUUGCCCCAGAGGCAGACGCCUUGUGUGUCGGGGAGGACAUCCAUGGGCUGGGCCUGGGCCUCGCUUACAUCAGCAUCAGAUUUAAUCCACACAACAAGCAUCUGGAGUACAUGGCAGACCCAGCAGGGUGGAACCUGGGCACUCCAUUUCCUUCCCCAACCUAGGGUGUGGAGGAGGGUCAGCGGGACGGCCAUUGCCAGUCACCAGGCAUCGAAGGGGACUUCUGUCCCUGAGUGAUAGGGGCUGACCUCUGGGGGUCCGCUCAGUUGAGAUUCAAGGCUUUACUCUAGAACUCUCAGCCUCCUUUAUUACCUUACAGUGUCUCUCCUGAGUCCCAGGGUUUUGGAAACUAUUUCCAGGAUGGGCAGGAGAGAGCUGAGUGAGAGCCAGGACUCUGCAGCUAGACUGUCUGGGUUUGAAUCUCUGCUCUACUAUUGAGUAGCUGAAUGAUUUUGAGCAAGUUACUUAAUGUCUUUGUGCCUUAGUUUCCUCCUGUGUAAAAUGGG